UUCCAGGACUUUAAUAUCAGUAUAAAUUACUUCUCCUAAACACUUCCGGUGUUAAAGUGUGUAACUUGACUGUUUGUGAUGAGCCGACAUUAAACCUGCAGCAGCUUCCUCUUCUCUUCAGUCUCAUGCUGCAAACAUGUUGAAACUCGACGUGCUGCGGCUGUUUGUGGAUCAGCGGCUGACGGCGGCCACAGACGACAUUUUCCGCCUCUUUGCAAAAACGAUCGCAGAAUAUGAAGACGAAGUUUACCGCUCGAAGCAGGAGAUCGACCGGCAGAGGAGGCUGCUGGAGGCACGAGCAGCGGACACACCGGGAGAUGCACCGGGAGAUGCACCGGGAGGUGGGCUGCAGAUUUUUACCCCAGAAGAAGAGGAGCAGAUGAGGGGGCGGAGCUUCACGUUACACAUUAAAGAGGAAGUGAGUGGAGAGGCUGAGGACUUCCCUGAAGUGUUCAGUGUCAAACAGGAAGUGGGUGAGGGUCACAUGAUGCUGGAGGCUGCAGUCAGAACAGAGAUCAGCUGCCAGCAGGAAGAUGAUACGCAGGUUUUCAACACAGAAGAAGAGCAGCAGGUGGGGGGGUGGAGCCACCAGCUUGUUAAACAGGAAGUGGGCGGGGCUGCAGCUGAACCCGAGGAGUCGGACGCCAACUUCACGCAGAGUCUUGAUUGGCUGAUGGAGAGCGGCGGCGAUGACGACGGAGGUUCUUCAUCCAAUCAGAUCCAGUCUCACAGAGGGGAGGGGCUUCUGCUCUCCGGGGACGCCGUCCAAUCAGAGUCGUCUGCUGAGGACGCAGCUGCAGUUUGA
Scomber japonicus (chub mackerel) is the source of this 805-nucleotide messenger RNA. RefSeq lists its product as uncharacterized. Lineage: Eukaryota; Metazoa; Chordata; Actinopteri; Scombriformes; Scombridae. The record is from RefSeq and is a predicted model, not a curated record. Bases 137 to 805 code for a protein of 222 amino acids. The transcript has 3 exons.